AUGGCCCUGGCCUGCAAUCCCCGAGAGGCACUGCCCUGGACCCUGAGUGACCUUGAAGAGAAAAGCUUCAAGCUAUUCAAGUUCCACUUACGGGACAGAAGCCUGCUUGAGGGGCAGCCGCAGGUGGCUCGGGGGGAGCUGGAGGGCCUGAGCCAGGUAGACCUGGCUUCUUUGAUGAUUUCACUGUAUGGUGCACAGGGGGCCGUGAAGGUGGUGUUCAGGGUCCUGAGGGUCAUGAACCAGUUGGAACUAGCGGACCAGCUCAGCCACAUCUGUCUGAAUGAUUACAGAGAAAUAUACUGAGAGCAUGUGCGCUGCCUGGAAGAGAGGCAAGAGAUGGGAACCUGCAGCAGCCACAACCAGCUGCUCCUGGUGGCCACGCCCCGCCCAGAGAGCCCAGAAUCAUCUGCCUGCCCCAGCCCGGAGCAAGAGCUGGACUCUGUCUCAGUAGGUGCUCUGUUUAAUCCAGAAGAAAAGUCUUACCAUGCCCCGCCCACAGUAGUACUAGAGGGGUCUGCUGGCACUGGAAAAACAACACUGGCCAGAAAAAUGGUGCUGGACUGGGCUACGGGCAUCCUCUACCCAGGCCAGUUUGAUUAUGUCUUUUAUGUCAGCUGCAGAGAGGUGGUCCUGUUGCAGGAGGGCACACUGGACCAGAUCCUCUUCUGGUGUUGUGGGGACAACCAAGCGCCUGUGGCGGAGAUAUCGAGGGAGCCAGAGCGGCUGCUGUUCAUCCUGGACGGCUUUGAUGAGCUGCAGAGGCCCUUUGCAAAGGACUUGAAGACGCCGAGUCCGGGCCUCAUGCAGAAAAAGCUGCACUGUCUAAUUAAGAGAGAGGUGCUUUCCACAUCUUCGCUUCUUAUCACCACCCGGCCCCAGGGUUUGUUCAAUCUGAGGCCAUUGCUGAAACAGUCGCAUCAUGUUCACAUCCUAGGCUUCUCUGAGGAUGAGAGGAUGAGGUAUUUCAGCUCCUAUUUCACAGACGAGGAGCAAGCCAGAAAAGCCUUUGCCAUUGUACUAGAGAACGAAGUUCUCUACAAAUCAUGUCAGAUUCCAGGAAUUUGCUGGGUGGUCUGCUCCUGGUUGAAGGGGCAGAUGGAGAGGAGCAGAGAGAUCUCAGAGACUCCCAGUAAUAGCACCGACAUCUUCAUGGCCUAUGUCUCCACCUUUCUGCCUCCCAGUGACAACGGAGGUGGCUCUGAGCUUACCCGGCACAGGGUCCUGAGGGGUCUGUGCUCCUUAGCAGCUAAGGGGAUCCAGCACCAGAGGUUCAUGUUUGAAGAAGCUGACCUCAGGAAGUACAAUCUAGAUGGGACCAGCCUUGGUGCUUUCUUGACCAGCAUGGAUUACCAAGAGGGAUUUGACAUCAAGAAGUUCUAUACCUUCUGCCACAUUAGCUUCCAAGAAUUUUUUCAUGCCAUGUCCUACCUGGUGAAAGAGGACCAGAGUGAGCUGGGGAAAGAGUCCCGUAGAGAAGUGAACAGGCUUCUGAAUGAAGAGGGGCAGGCAGGGAAUGAGGAGAUGACCCUCAGUGUGUGGUUUUUAUUGGACAUAUUGAAAAAAGAGACAUCGUCGAACUUUGAGCUAAAGUUCUCCCUGAAAAUUUCUCCCUUGGUAAAGCAGGAUCUGAAGCAUUUUAAAGAACAAAUGGAAUCUAUAAGGUGUAACAGGACCUGGGAUUUGGAAUUAUCUCUGUAUAAGUCUAAAAUAAAGAAUCUGGUAAAGGGCGUUCAGAUGAGCAAUGUAUCAUUUAAGAUGGAACAUACAAAUGAAAAGAAGUCCCAUGGCAAGAAACCAUUUUCUCUCAAAACCAGCUUGUGUAGUGGUAAGAAAGAAAAGCAAAAAUGUCCUGUGGUGGGCAAAGAUGAUAUAGCAAAGACUCAAAAGGAGGCUUCUAAUGGAAAAGGUAGAGAGGCAGAGGAAUGA
Messenger RNA from Hyaena hyaena (striped hyena), 1926 nucleotides. It is a transcript of the gene NLRP10, whose product is annotated as NLR family pyrin domain containing 10. The record is from RefSeq and is a predicted model, not a curated record. Gene Ontology annotation, biological process: positive regulation of inflammatory response. Lineage: Eukaryota; Metazoa; Chordata; Mammalia; Carnivora; Hyaenidae. Gene Ontology annotation, cellular component: cytoplasm. The transcript is spliced from 2 exons.